Molecule: messenger RNA, 1043 nt
Organism: Rhineura floridana
Lineage: Eukaryota; Metazoa; Chordata; Lepidosauria; Squamata; Rhineuridae
Gene: MRPL46
Product: mitochondrial ribosomal protein L46
Exons: 4
Coding region: 35-853 (272 amino acids)
Cellular component (GO): mitochondrial large ribosomal subunit
Molecular function (GO): structural constituent of ribosome
Source: RefSeq, a predicted model, not a curated record
CUGUCGCGGUGCAUUGUGGCCCGGCGGCAAUAAGAUGGCGGCGCCCUUGGCCAGGGUGUUGCUUAGCGGGGCUGCGACGAGUUGGUCUUUCCACGCUUGCUGGCGGGGGCUUGCCGGCGGCUCCGCGGCUGCUGGGUCGAAAUGGAGGCUUCUCGGGGCACUUUGCUUACAAAGGCCUCCCAGGCUCACGCAGGCAAUGAGUCCAGAGGAGAAAGAAAUGGCUGAGCUGCUGCAGCAGAUAGAGGUGGAGAAAAGCCUCUAUUCAGACCAUGAACUCCGCUGCUUGGCAGAGGAAGAGCGUCUGCAGAGGAAAAAAGACAAGUAUGACGACGACGACGACUCUGGGCAGGAGAUUGUGCUGGCCCAGGACCUUGAAGACUUGUGGGAACAGAAAUUCCAGAAGUUCAGUCCUGGCCCACGGAUAACAGAGGCUGACCAAAAAAAUGACCGGACGUCAUUGAACAGGCAGCUGGACCAGAACCUGCUGCUACUGGUUAAGCAAAAGGUUGGUGAGGAAGACACCUGGCUCUUACCCCAAAUAGAAUGGCAAGAUGGGGAGACUCUGCGAGCCACAGCAGAACGGGCCUUGGUUACCCUCUCAGGACUCCACUUUGAUGCCAAGUUUCUAGGCAACGCGCCAUGCGGCUUUUACAAGUACAAGUUUCCAAAGGCGAUCCAGGCAGAAGGCAGCAUGGGGGCCAAGGUGUUCUUCUUUAAAGCCCUCCUGCAGGAUAACCACUUGCCCUUGCCCAGGGAGAAAGUGGACUAUGUGUGGGUCAGCAAAGGGGAGCUAGCCGACUACUUGAGACCCAAGUACCACUCCCAGGUUGUUCGGUUUCUAGUGGACUUGUGAACUCUGGAACUGUGUCUUAACCCCAUGUCAAGACUACAGAGAGCAGACUUGGGUGGGACAAGAUGUUCAGUGUCUGUCUGUUUUUGCAUUUGGGGAGCCAUGUUCGAUCCAGGACAAGGACCCCACUUGUGUGUAUGUGUCCCCACUAAAUAAAAUGGUCUAAGAAGUGACAUGUCACCGGAAGCUAAAA